Messenger RNA from Gossypium raimondii (Peruvian cotton), 602 nucleotides. Its product is annotated as stigma-specific STIG1-like protein 1. The record is from RefSeq and is a predicted model, not a curated record. The transcript has a single exon. NCBI's taxonomy places the organism in Eukaryota, Viridiplantae, Streptophyta, Magnoliopsida, Malvales, Malvaceae. The coding region runs from base 70 to 507 and encodes 145 amino acids.
UAUUUUCAGUACUUCUCUUCAAGUCUUCACCAUCUCUAAGUUCUCUAUCCCUUCUUACAAACAAUCUCUAUGAAGUUUACAAAGCUAGUUUUCGUAUCGGUUCUCAUCGUGGUUAUAGUCCUAAGCACUUCAGCAGCAUCAAAUCUAGACCAUCAACAAGAUACUACUGAUUUUAAUGAUGCAAUAAUGGAUUCAUCAGAGUACUCUUCAGCACAAGGUCGCUGGCUCUUGCAAAACAAACGAACUCGUAGGGUUACUUGCAAGAAGUUUCCCGGGAUUUGUGAUGCAAAGGGGAGCCCUGGACCUCAAUGCUGCAAGAAAAAAUGUGUGAACAUAUUAACAGACAGGCAUAACUGUGGAAAGUGUGGGAAGAAAUGCAAGUACAAUGAGAUAUGCUGUAAGGGAAAAUGUGUGAAUCCAUCUUUCAAUAGGAAACAUUGUGGUGGAUGCAACAAUAGGUGCAGCAAUGGAGAGUUUUGUGUUUUUGGUCUGUGCAAUUACGCUUAGAAAGAAAUUUAUUUUCUUUAUAUUCUUUUGUGGUUGUUGUUUAUCAGAAGAAUUUUGUAGUUCUUUCAAUGAAUAUCAUUGAUUUUUUUUUUAAA